AGUUGGUAUCGCCACUGAAGUAGGAAACCUAGGUAUCACGCAGUACUUUUGACAGUGUUCGAUUCAACUCGAUUGUGCGAAGCGUUGCUGUAGUUGGAACAUUAACGUUGAGCAUUAUGCCGCAUAAUGCGCUCUAGUGCUGUAAUUGGAAAACUUUAAUCAAACAGAUAUGAUUUUGGGCCAUUGUUUCAUAAAAUUAAGCUGUAUGGGCUAGGUUCCCUUUAUCUGUUUAACGGAUCAAAAAAAAUACUUUAUAGUGCGAUUGACUGACGAAUUUUCUUCGAAUUUUAGAAGCUUUAUUCGUCGCAAGUCAAUCUUUAUUAUGAAAUAAAUGAAAUAUGACUAAAAUUCUUUAAGAAUAUGAAACGAAACUUAAAAGAUAAAAUGAACGAAAACAAACAUUCAAAUCACGGAAUAAGCAAAACGUCAACAAAAACUAAAACGAUGAAUAAAACCAAUCGCAAGAAGGGGUGUAGGCAAAGAUCGAAUACAAACAAAACAGAACCGGAACCGACUACUGAAAUCACCUUAAACGUUCCAAAAGUUGAUUACAGCUCACCUCCAUCCAUAGCAGCACCUCAUGCUCGUCCGGAGCAGCAGUACAGUUUAUGCUGCUGCUGUAUGGAACUCCCUUGCCCCAAGAACCUGUGGCUUGAAUACACCUGGAUGGAAAACACCGAAGUCUACGGGCAAAUGCUCGAACAAUGUUUUGGAUUUAAUUUCCCAGAAGACAUCAGGCCCAAACAGCAGAUAUGCGAGGUCUGCGUCACGAGGCUCCGGGAUUCGGUUCGGUUCAAGAGGCAAGUCGCCGAAUGCACCAAGAGACUAAUGGACAGCCUUCGAGACGUUAAAAUAGCUGCAGGAUCAACAGAAAGAAUCAAAGAAGAAUUCUCGCCCGCGGACCACAACAAUGAAAUAGACUACCAAGAUGACAUCCGGAAUGACAGCGACGAAAUCGAAACAGGAAAACUGAAAGGCGAGUACGUCGAAGAACCCGAGAGGAAAUAUAAGACCGAAGACAAAAUCGUGGGUAGACCGUCGAAAACCAAACAAAUCCGCAAUGUUGACCCCAAAACGCCGAGAGCGAACAUCGGUCUCCUACUCCAACACACAACGAUAUUGCCGUUCAAAUCGAACCGUGGUUACUUCAACUGUUUCUAUUGCGGCAAACAAUUCGUCGUGAUCCAACAGUUGAGAGUACACACGCAAACGGCGCACGGCAACGUUACAUUCGCGUCGAUCACCAAGAACAUCCUGCGACCCAACGAUAAAGUCAAAGCGGAUAUAGGGGAGGUCUCGUGCCGGCUCUGCAGCGAGACCUUGAACGGUCUGCCCCAAACGGUCGAGCACUUGGAGACCAAACACAACGUCCAGUUUAACUACAAGGAGAAAAUGCUGAAGCCGACCGAAUGUCUGCUGUGCUACGACUUGAAGGACGGGAAGUUCGCUUGCGUCGUUUGCCGAAGCGAGUUCUAUUUCUUCAAAACCCUGACGAAGCACAUGAACGAGCACAGCACGAAUUACGUUUGCGACGUGUGCGGGAAGUGCUUUCUGCUGGCGGAGAGGCUGAAGGCGCAUGCGCAGGUCCACGUCAGUAGCUCGGUCAGUUGCGACGUUUGCGGGAAGACGUGCGCGACGGUAGGCAGACUCAGGAGUCACAAGCGACACCACCACAACAAGAGGUCGUACGUGUGCAGCAUCUGCAACAAAUCCUUCCAGACCUUCCGUAUGAGGAUGCAGCACUUCGAGGAGGUGCACAACAGAUCGCCUCUCGAUCUGAGCUGCAAGAUCUGCACGAAGGCCUUCAAAACGACCAGCCACCUCGGUUGCCAUAUGAGAACCGACCAUUUCAAUAUACCGUACGUGAAGAGAAAAAAAAAUAAUUGAGACAAUAAAAGAUUUUUAUCAUA
This is a messenger RNA of Bombyx mori (domestic silkworm), 1910 nucleotides long. Its product is annotated as zinc finger protein 62 homolog. The transcript is spliced from 8 exons. Gene Ontology annotation, molecular function: zinc ion binding; DNA-binding transcription factor activity, RNA polymerase II-specific; RNA polymerase II cis-regulatory region sequence-specific DNA binding. NCBI's taxonomy places the organism in Eukaryota, Metazoa, Arthropoda, Insecta, Lepidoptera, Bombycidae. The record is from RefSeq and is a predicted model, not a curated record. Gene Ontology annotation, cellular component: nucleus. Gene Ontology annotation, biological process: regulation of transcription by RNA polymerase II. Bases 361 to 1887 code for a protein of 508 amino acids.